AUGCCCACCACGGCUUCGGAUUCCCGACUGCAACAGACAACGCCGUCGGAUUCCCCCAUGCCGCAAUACGGCCUCAACACCGACGUCGUCCUCGACGUGUUUGUCCGCUUCCUCAUCGAUCUCGCGCAGCGCCUGGUGAUGAGCCCCGCGGAGCGUCUGAAGGUGCUGACCGCGGUGGAGGGAGAGCUCAAACGUCAGGGCCGGAUUCCGUCCUCGACGGGGUUUGGGGGCAUCCUGGCCUGCAUUCGUCAGGUUUGGCGCCGUGAAGGCGGCCUGGGAUUCCUGCGCGGGGUGGGAGCGGACCUGGUGCUGUCCUUGCCCGCCGGCUUCGUAGACUCGUUGAGCAUGACAUUGGUCUCGAUGGUCGUCCAGGCGGUGGUGCCGAGAUGGGUUUCGGAAUCGAUGGGUCUCUCAACAGCGGUCGCGAUCACUAUCGGUGCGACCUCCCUCGCCGUGAUGGUAGCCUCGCCGUACUUCGCGUUGCGCCGAAGCAUCAUGACGAACUAUUUGGCGGACGUGGUCGCCCCUCCCCCCUCCCGCACAGCGGCCAAGAAAGGCACCGCGGUUGAGGAAAAAAAACACCCGAAGGCAAUGAAAGAAAAUUCGACUGAAGAGAACAGCUAUCUCUAUGCCUCCGCGGUGGAGACGACGCAGAGUAUUUACCGACGUCAGGGUCUCCGAGCUUUCUAUCGUGGGGUCCUUGUCGAUCCCAUUCUUGUCAUUAUCUACCGCGGGCUCUACAUAGGGGCCUCAAUGCUUAUCCCUCAGCAUCUGCAAGAAGCUCAUCCAUACUGCAUAGUUAGUGGUCUUUCGCUUGCAUCGGAUGUCACUAUGCAACCCUUCGAGGUAGUGAGCCGGCGCAUGAUUCUGACCGCAUCAGACGACGUGCACCCUCCAUAUGAUGGAAUGAUGGACUGUAUAAAGUCUAUUGUACGUGAGGAAGGAACCACUGGACUUUGGAGUGGACUAAGGUGCAGGAUUGCUGUCAAUUUUGUGGGAUUAUGUAUUCGAAUGAUAUUAGGAAAUUUUUUCAUGCAACAGCAAUAA
This is a messenger RNA of Phytomonas sp. Hart1, 1047 nucleotides long. Lineage: Eukaryota; Euglenozoa; Kinetoplastea; Trypanosomatida; Trypanosomatidae. The record is from the annotation of a GenBank genome assembly.